This is a messenger RNA of Chenopodium quinoa (quinoa), 1259 nucleotides long. Its product is annotated as cysteine-rich receptor-like protein kinase 25. Lineage: Eukaryota; Viridiplantae; Streptophyta; Magnoliopsida; Caryophyllales; Amaranthaceae. Bases 295 to 1113 code for a protein of 272 amino acids. The transcript has 2 exons. The record is from RefSeq and is a predicted model, not a curated record.
CAUUCUCACAUCUUUUAUUUUGCUAUUAGAUAUUAUAUACACUAUCUUUUUAUAUACGUGCUGAAUUUUUAAAAUCCCACCUACCAUAUAUUAAACUCCAAAAACUUAACUAAAACUAUGUGGCAGUUAAAGAAAUUGACUUCAAAGACAAAAGAAGGGUACUCUUCUCAAUACUAUAAAGCAACUUAUUUUUUGAGCCAUCUCCUUAAACUCAAACCACCCACACACAUUCCCCCCCCCCCCUCCUCCCAAAAAAAAAAAAAAAAAAAGAAAAUAAGAAAAUAAAAGAGUGAGAUGGCUAAAAAAAUAAGCUGCGUAAUAGUAUUUUUCUCAAUCUAUAUGACAGUUAUUUCCAAAUCAGUAAAUGUUGAUAAAUUAUGGAGAUCUAACUGCCCAAACAACACCAUGUUUGCUAACAGUAGCCAAUAUGAAGCCAAUCUAAAUACCCUAUUUGGUUAUCUCUCUGGCAACGCCACCAACCUCGCCGGCUUUUAUGAAGCUGUUUCUAACAACGGCAACACUUCAAGCGAAACAAUCUACGGUAACUUUCUCUGUCAAGGGGACUUAGAUCCUAGAUUGUGCUACGAUUGUGUUAUCGCUGCCACCACCAAGGACUUCCCUAUGACACGGUGUCCCAAUCGUAAAGUUGCCAUUUUAUGGUACGAAGGUUGUAUGGUAAGGUAUUCAAACCAAUCAUUUUUUGGUAAAUUGGACGAGAUGCCGGCAGAUCAAAUGCUAAGUGGUGACGAUGUACAAGGGAACAUAACCCAUUAUACCGAGCUUGUGAAUAACAUGAUGUCUGUGAUUGCUAAUCGUGCUCCAUUUGACGGGUCACAGAAAAAAUUCGCAACAUACAUCACAAAUUUCACAGCCUUCGGUACAUUAUAUGGGUUGGGACAGUGUACGCCUGACUUGAGCCCCAAUGAUUGUAAGUCGUGCUUGGAGAACGGUGCUUCGAAACUGUCGACGUUGGUUCAGGGUGCACGAUAUUUUCAGCCUAGUUGUUUUGUCAGGUACGAGUUAUAUCCGUUCUUUAGUUUAUCAUCGCAACCCCCUGCACCUUCACGAGAAUCUCCAGCAAGUGAUUCAAGCGGCAUGGAAGCAAAGGAAUGAUGGGGCACCCUUGGAAUUUGUUGAUCCAAAUAUAAGGGAUUCGUGCUCGGUAAAUGAAGUCCUAAGAUGCAUACACCUUGGCUUGCUGUGUGUUCAAGAGUCAGUGGACGAUAGGCCUACAAUGGCAACAAUAGUCCUCAUGUUAG